This is a messenger RNA of Saitoella complicata NRRL Y-17804, 586 nucleotides long. Its product is annotated as peptidyl-prolyl cis/trans isomerase. The record is from RefSeq and is a predicted model, not a curated record. Gene Ontology annotation, cellular component: nucleus; cytosol. NCBI's taxonomy places the organism in Eukaryota, Fungi, Ascomycota, Saitoellomycetes, Saitoellales, Saitoellaceae. Gene Ontology annotation, molecular function: protein binding; peptidyl-prolyl cis-trans isomerase activity. The coding region runs from base 1 to 540 and encodes 179 amino acids. The transcript is spliced from 3 exons.
AUGGUGGGCGCCGCUGAUACCGGAUUACCGCCCAACUGGGAGAUCAGGCACUCCAAGACCAAGGGAAUCCCUUACUAUUACAACAACAAGACAAGCGAAUCACGCUGGGAACCCCCCACAGAUGCCGACAGCGCCAAACUCUCCGCAUACAUGGCCCUAAACCACUCCAUCCCCCUCGUCCAACCCGCACCUCCCCCAGACCAAGACAAAAUCCGCACCUCGCACCUCCUCGUAAAACACGCCGAAUCCCGACGUCCCUCAUCCUGGCGCUCCGCCACAAUCUCCCGCUCAAAGACGGAAGCAAUGCAAAUCAUCCUCCAACACGAAGCGCGGAUCAGGGCUGGAGAGAUCAGUUUGGGCGAGUUGGCGGUUAGUGAGAGUGAUUGCUCGAGUGCGAGGAAGGGAGGGGAUUUGGGAUACUUUGGGAGGGGAGAGAUGCAGAAGGAGUUUGAGGAGGCGGCGUUUGGGUUGCAGGUUGGGGAGAUGAGUCGGGUUGUGGAGACGGCGAGUGGGUUGCACUUGAUUGAGAGGACGGGAUAAAGAGAUUGAGAGAGCGAGAGAUGGGGGUUUAUACCAUGGCUUAAUG